GUGGAUGGAAUAUAUAAAGUAAAUAAUCUACAUACGUGACACAGUUCCUUCAUAGUAACCUGUUGAUCACGACUCUCACAAAAUGAAUAAAUUUCUGGCCAUCGCUGUUGUCCUGUCUGUGGGAGCGGUAUUGGUGUUAUCUGAGAGAUGCAAACACUACUCUGACUGCACAAACACACAGUGUAUGGGAAAUGGAACCAGUCAUAUUGUGUGUGAACACGACGCAUGCACAUGUAUAUCUCAUCUGUCUUGUGAUGACGUAGCAGACUGUACUAACGCUGGACAAUGCCACAAACGUGAUAACCAUUACCACUGUGUAGACCACAUAUGCCUCUGCCUUAAAGACGAUGUAAUUGACAAACCAGGAAAUUAAUAUCAUCUACAGACUUAUUAAUAUUUAAUAAAAUGUGAAAAUUU
Molecule: messenger RNA, 417 nt
Organism: Mytilus trossulus (common blue mussel)
Lineage: Eukaryota; Metazoa; Mollusca; Bivalvia; Mytilida; Mytilidae
Product: serine protease inhibitor Cvsi-2-like
Exons: 3
Coding region: 83-373 (96 amino acids)
Source: RefSeq, a predicted model, not a curated record